Zasmidium cellare ATCC 36951 is the source of this 1113-nucleotide messenger RNA. RefSeq lists its product as uncharacterized. The coding region runs from base 1 to 1113 and encodes 370 amino acids. Gene Ontology annotation, biological process: lipid metabolic process. Gene Ontology annotation, molecular function: oxidoreductase activity, acting on the CH-CH group of donors. Gene Ontology annotation, cellular component: membrane. The record is from RefSeq and is a predicted model, not a curated record. Lineage: Eukaryota; Fungi; Ascomycota; Dothideomycetes; Mycosphaerellales; Mycosphaerellaceae. The transcript has a single exon.
AUGUCGGAUUUCCCAACAGUGGACAUACCAGUCCGCCAGUCUGAACCAUUCCUAAGGCCAGCGACUAUAACGAACGCCAUUGGCAUCCUCAGACAUUUGAUUCUACCUUCCUUCGGAGUACAAGGAGGCCUGAGUGUGAUCGCCUAUGGCAUCGCUCGGACAACGAACAGAUUCGAUCUCAAGGAUUGGUUAUGGCCGACCGGAAUGGUUCUGAAUGCAUGGUGGACGGCUGUUGGAAGGCAUACGACCCUCACUCGACCCGCUUCUAUCCUCGACGCCGUGAAAGAUCUCAGCUUCUCUCAACAAGUACUCCUAGGCGCGGUCACAGCAUGGGGCGGAAGGCUCGCAUACCAGGUCAUCAGCCGCAGCGUCAAGCGUGGCAAGGAUGAUCCGAGAUAUGAGGGUGUGAAGCGCGAACAUGGUUUUUGGAACAAGGCUUCGAUUCUCUUCGGCCUCGAAGCAGCUUUCCAAACGCUCAUCUCAAUCCCGUUCACCAUGCCAUUCCGUACAGACGUUCUCUCUGGGUUCUCAUCAGCUCCGGCAAGCUGGGAAGGCCCAGCACGCUGGGCUGCAACUGGACUCUUCACGGCCGGCUUCGCUCUCGAAACCAUCGCAGACUGGCAGCUCGCCUCCCACAAGGAACGAGAGGCUGUCAAGAAAGAGCAAGGAGAGAGCGGCGAGCUUCUGAGAAAGGGCGUCUUCAGCAUCGUGAGGCAUCCAAACUAUCUCGGCGACGCACUCUGCCACCUAGCGUUCCCAUUGUGGACCUACGGAUGCGGACUAUUCCAUGUAUCUCAACUCCUUGGUCCUGCGGCGAACUACUUCUUCCUACGAUGGAUUGGCGGAGACCGCGAGAACGAGGCGUAUCAGUCGCAGAGAUAUGCGAAGGAGGAUCGGGACAAGCACGCUCAGCUGGAGCUGUAUCAGCUGCAGAAGAAUAGUUUUUGGCCUUCGAUUUUCGAGAUCGUCAAUCCUUGGGCAUGGACUGUAGCGGCCAUUGGCACGACGGCAGCAUGUGCGGAAUAUCUUUUCGAGUCGAGGAUACUGGCAGCGGGCACUGCAGUGAACCCUAUCAACCCGGUGGUUGGUGAGACUCUUGCUGCGUUGAAUUAG